Messenger RNA from Lontra canadensis (Northern American river otter), 741 nucleotides. RefSeq names its product high mobility group protein B3-like. The transcript has a single exon. The coding region runs from base 86 to 691 and encodes 201 amino acids. The record is from RefSeq and is a predicted model, not a curated record. Gene Ontology annotation, biological process: regulation of transcription by RNA polymerase II. NCBI's taxonomy places the organism in Eukaryota, Metazoa, Chordata, Mammalia, Carnivora, Mustelidae. Gene Ontology annotation, molecular function: DNA binding, bending. Gene Ontology annotation, cellular component: nucleus.
GUGGAGGCAGCUAGCGCGAGGUUGGGGAGCGCUGAGCCGCGCGUCGUGCCCUGCGCUGCCCAGACUAGCGAACAAUACAGUCAGGAUGGCUAAAGGUGAUCCCAAGAAACCAAAGGGCAAGAUGUCUGCUUAUGCCUUCUUUGUGCAGACAUGCAGAGAGGAACACAAGAAGAAAAACCCAGAAGUCCCUGUCAAUUUUGCAAAAUUUUCCAAGAAGUGCUCUGAGAGGUGGAAGACUAUGUCUGGGAAGGAGAAAUCUAAAUUCGAUGAAAUGGCAAAGGCAGACAAAGUGCGCUACGACCGGGAGAUGAAGGAUUAUGGACCAGCUAAGGGAGGCAAGAAGAAGAAGGACCCUAAUGCCCCCAAAAGGCCACCGUCUGGAUUCUUCCUGUUCUGUUCAGAAUUCCGCCCCAAGAUCAAAUCUACAAACCCUGGUAUCUCCAAUGGAGAUGUGGCAAAGAAGCUGGGCGAGAUGUGGAAUAACUUAAGUGACGGUGAGAAGCAACCUUACAACAAUAAGGCAGAGAAGCUGAAGGAGAAGUACGAGAAGGAUGUCGCCGACUAUAAGUCUAAAGGAAAGUUUGAUGGCGCGAAGGGUCCCGCCAAAGUUGACCGGAAAAAGGUGGAAGAGGAAGAUGAAGAAGAUAAGGAGGAGGAAGAGGAGGAGGAGGAGGAGGAGGAGGAUGAAUAAAAGAAACUGUUGAUCUGUCUCCUUGUGAAUACCUUAGAGUAGGGAGCGCC